GAGCACGAAUGGUCACCCACGGACGCCGAAGAUCAGGCAUCGGCCCAGCUCCUGUGCGGGAAAUGCUACAAGAAGGCAGAUACGCACUUGUCCAGCUGCAUGUCGAUGUCGCAGGUUGUCACUAUGCUGCAGAAUGAUGAUGACUUCAAGCGCGGCUUCAAAGAGUCCGAUGACGAGGCGAAGCUCAACCCAGCCGAGCGAACCUUUGCACCCGAGGAUGUGAGCGACACGCACUUCUUCGAGAUGGUGGAUUACCGCGAGUUCUUGAAGUUGAAUGAAGGCGAGGUCAAAUCUCUGUGUAAGGCGACGCCGAAGAAACUGGAGCUCCACGAGAUCGAGGGCACGAACGAGGUUGGCGAUCAGGAGACGCAGUACCUCAUGGUCGACGACAUCGGCGGCCCCAGGACCGCUCAGUACCGACGCACGCGCAUCAGCGUUGGCAGGAUGGUUUCGAGGCGCCCCGGGAUGCUCUUCCACGAGGACCACGCGAUAAGUAAACAUGGUGAGCCACUGCAUGAUCAUGAGGUUCGAGGGAUGGUCGACGAUGUGAAGAUACCUCCGUCUGGGAAGAAGAGAAAUCCAGAGCAGGGUAUGGAUUGGCUCCAGCGGGUGCCCAAGCUGUCCAAGGCGCCAGCUUUCAAGGAUGAGGCCCCCGCCGACGACACUGACAUGGAUGCCGAGGACGAGGCUGACGGCCCUGCCGCAUCGGGUCGGCGGCCAGGCCGAGGCGGCUUUCAGGGCGGCUCUGCGAGGGCCGCGGCUUCGGGCAGGGGCGGGCUCCGCUCGCGGAAGGCUUCGCCAGGGUCUGCCGCGAAGCGCACCAGCUACAACAACUCCCCGAGGCCGUCGCCGUCCCCGACGCCAGGUGUGCGACGGCCUGGCUUGUCCAUUUCCCAGGGCGGCGUCGGCUCGUCAGUCGCGGGCUCCACCGCGGACCCAGCUGUCCAGGCGAUCUCAGACGACGACGGCGAGAAGGGCGAGGGUGCCUUGGCAGACGCCGACGCGGCCUCCAACGGCGACAGUGGCGAUGGCGAGAAAGGCAGCGGCGAUGACGGGCCAGGUCUGGACGACGACGGCCGUGCCAUUGCUACCUCUUUCGACGCGUGCCCCAAGGACACAAAAGGCAAAGCUAUGUACUGGAAGGAAAUGGGCGACCUCACAGCGUGGCUGGAGGACAAGCUUCUGGGGAAGGAGUACAACCAGGCCAAGAGGCUCCUGCGGAAGAUCAGCAACAAUAAGGAGUUUGAGCACGAGCACAAGAUGCUCAAUCGGCACAUGCAGCUGGUGGAUGAUGCGAAGUACGUCAGCGUUGCCAACAUCAGCGAGGCGAGCGAAGAUAAAAUGACAAAGGUCUUUGAAAGGCUGAAGGGCGCCAGGGCCGUCUUCCCGAACAAACUGCAAAUGGUUGUGCUCGAGAGGCGUCUCACCAGGAAGCUCAGUGGCGCGAUCGAGCGCAUGUCAACUGAUGAUGCGAAGCAAAUCUACGACCUUGUCAAGCCGUACGGCCAUGCCGAAAAGACGGACCGCCUUGCUUUCUUCAAAGACUUCUUCGUGAAGGGCAUCGUCGCCCCUCUUCUCGACAACGAUGGUUCCAAUCAGCAGCGCCUGAAGGUAAUGGUAAACUACGUCAGUAUCACCAUCAAGCUCGACCUGAGGAGCUCCGCUAUUCCAGAGAGGUACAGCAAUGACUUCUUCGCGCUGCUUACGGCCCUGAAGGUGAUGCAUUGCGCGCUCCACCGCGAGGGCAUCGACAUCUUGUCGAGCUUCGUCGGCGAGUCCAUCGUGGAGCUCGACGAAAUGGCAGCUUCCAAGGCUAACUCGGAUGACAUUGCACAGGACUUCAAGCGCUACCAGAAGACAGCAUCCAAGUACCUCGAGGACGCCAACGAAACCAUCACCAGCUUGGCGGAUAUUGCAUCACGCCCUGGCGACGUGCUGCUCGCGAGCUUUGGCGAAGUAAAGCCCGUCCUCCUACACGCGUUCCAAGAGUUUCCGAAGUGGAACGUGUCGUUCCGACCUGGCUACAUGACGCCCGUCGCGCAGCUGAUGACGAAUACUACUGUGCAGCUCUUCUGUGAUUACGAGCAGUCCAGGUCCCACCCCUCGAAGACGUGCGCGUCGGCCAGUACGGACGACAUUAAGCAGCUCGUUGAGCAGGCGGCUGCAUGCUUCCCUUUGGACGAUGACCUGCAGACCAAGCUUGCCCAACUCCACUCCUGGGGGCAGACGCAGAUUUUCGGUCAGAAGCUCAGCGCCUUGGACAACGCGCUGAGCUCUAUCAAAGCUUCGGACGACGUCACUUCUGAGCAGUGCGCGGCCUUGAAAGUGGCGUGCGAGAACUUCAGUGGCAUGGAGCCUACUCCGCUGGUGCGCGAGGCGGCCGAACUGGUGUACAUGAGCAUCGCCGCCAGCGUGACGGGCCAUCUGCUGCAGGAUGACCCCGAUGAGGCACAGCAGCGCUUCAUCAAUGAGGGGAUGCUGGCGAUGACGUCGUUGCAGCCUGUCGUCAUCCGCCAUGGGGCCCCCCACAAGAACAUUCACGAUGCGACCUACAACAUCAUCAGGUACUACCAGAGCGCUCAGGCCAAAGCAGGCGCGGUGAUGAAGCUCGGCUCUGACGACGUGGAGCGCUCGCAGCACGCUGACGCAGAGCAGUGCUGCAAGGACAUCUUCGGCGCCAUCGACGGGCACGACAAGUUCUGGGACCAGUGCAAGGGCUUCAACCCCAACAAGAUCCCCGAGCAGUUCAAUCUGAUGGCGAUCAAGGUUGAGGGCUGGAAGAAGACGGCGAAGAUGCUGAGCGGGCUGGUGGUAGAUGACUGCAAGUUGAAUACGAACAAGACCAUCGACGCCGUUCAAGAGUGCGCUGGCGGCGCCCUGGAGGGCAAGAGCUGGACAGAUGGGCUCCAGGCGUCGGCGAAGAUCGAUGCGGUCCUCAAGCACUUCAGCAGCACGCUGUGCUCGUUCGACAUGAAGGCGGGCAAGGCGAAGGUGCAGGCGAUGGAGAAG
Molecule: messenger RNA, 3009 nt
Organism: Prorocentrum cordatum
Lineage: Eukaryota; Dinophyceae; Prorocentrales; Prorocentraceae
Source: the annotation of a GenBank genome assembly